UAUGGGUAGGCGGCCCCGGCGGCGCAUGCGCGUUGGGCUGCUGCCUGCGGGAAAAUGGUGCUCAUCAAGGAAUUCCGCGUGGUCUUGCCCUGCUCGGUGCAGGAGUACCAGGUCGGACAGCUGUACUCCGUGGCCGAAGCCAGCAAGAACGAGACGGGAGGCGGAGAAGGCAUCCAGGUCUUGACCAACGAGCCCUAUGAGAAGGACGGGGAAAAGGGCCAGUACACGCACAAGAUCUACCACCUGAAGAGCAAAGUGCCUGGCUUUGUGCGGAUGUUUGCUCCAGAAGGCUCCCUAGUAUUUCACGAAAAAGCCUGGAAUGCCUAUCCUUACUGUAGAACAGUCGUGACGAAUGAAUACAUGAAAGAGGAUUUUUUUAUCAAAAUUGAGACUUGGCAUAAGCCUGACUUGGGCACGUCGGACAAUGUCCAUGACUUGGAUCCCAAUACAUGGAAAAAUGUGGAAGUUGUCCAUAUUGAUAUAGCAGACAGAAACCAAGUGGAGCCUGGAGACUACAAAGCUGAUGAAGACCCUGCCUUGUUCCAGUCGGUCAAGACCAAAAGAGGCCCUUUGGGGACUGACUGGAAGAAGGAGUUGGCAGCCGCUGAAGAUUGUCCCAAGAUGUGUGCUUACAAGCUGGUGACCAUCAAGUUUAAGUGGUGGGGCUUGCAGAAUAAAAUUGAAAACUUCAUUCAGAAGCAAGAAAAGAGGAUAUUCACCAACUUCCAUCGGCAGCUUUUCUGCUGGAUUGACCGAUGGAUUGACCUGACGAUGGAAGACAUCCGGCGAAUGGAGGAUGAAACCCAAAGAGAGCUGGAGGCGAUGCGUAAGAAGGGUUGUGUUCGAGGAACGUUGGCUGCCAGCGCCUAGAGGAAGCCCUCGGUAGGGUCAGAGGCAGGGAAAUAAUCCCACUAUCUGCGCAAUCAAGGAGAAGUAAGAGGAACAAGUGCGGCUAAUGACGAAUGAAGAAAAGCAUCUGGUGUCACGAUCCACCCUUGCGGUGUGAGUGGGUGCACAGUUCUCUACACAUUUGUGCAUGCAUGCACACAGAAACAUGUACACACACACACUGGGUGCACCCUCGUACUGAGCCGCUGCUCCAAGGCACCGGGAUUUCCCCAAGAGGCCCUGCCUUUCCGCUGUAUAUCCAAAGCUAAUUAAGCCCAACCAGUGUCAAUUAAUGGAAGAAGAGAAUGAAUUAUAUCAAUUGGAACGUUUUGAAAGUACAGAUGCCGGACCAAUUUACUAUAUCUUUUAUAAUAUACACGAGAGAUUCUCCUUGCUAAGACUCAGUUAUUCCUGUUUAGAUUAUUAGAUGUGCAUCAGCAAUUUUCCAAUUUGUUUGGUUCAUUCAUGAUUUGGUAUAGACAUUCUGAAUGUAUUUAAAGAUAUUUAUUUCUGAAUUAUCUCUUGAAAUCGGAUCAUUUCUACUAGUAAGGAUCAAUUUCUUGCUAUUAAGUUUUGUUUUUUUACAACAAAACAUUUUCACCCAUUUGCUGCGAAGAGAUCUAUUUUAUUGGAGUUUUGUAUAUAAAGAGCUGAGGGUUUCUUCAUUAGAAUUGGCAAAAUAAAAUAAAAAGCUUGCCAGUAAAAGGGAACACAAAGGGGAAUAUGGAUCUUUGUUUUUUUAGAAGUGUUGACGGACUCAAAUCCGGCUGAAGGAAUGACGUUUCAUGACAGCCCCACAAUGCUGUCUUCAGGAGGCUCCUGGGUCUCCCGCUGGGUCAUCUAAGAAGCGGCAUAGGCUCCGUUUUGCCUCAACUGUAGGAAAAGCUGGCAUCUAUCCAGUACCCUUUGGAAACUGAUAUCCUGGCUUGGGAAAACCCUUGACAGAUUUCUUAAGAGAGGAUCCCGGCCACAAUGUACUGCAGGCCUAGUUGAGUGGGAGGGCUGUCGGUUUGGCUUGCCCCACGGGAUUGACGGGCUCUGAUGCCCCAAGGGCCAAUGCAAGGGCUGUUUAUCCGUCCCUUUUCUGGAAACGAGGCUGGUGUGUGCCUGAAGUUGGCGGUUCAGCGUCUAGCUCUGGCCACACAGGAAGGCUUGCAUGUUCCCCCAUGGGAGAAUUGGCUUUUGUAGAUACGUAUUUGUAGAGAGCUUGGUCAUUUAGGCUGCAGCUAAUUCAAGGGCUUGCUGUCUUUAGUGCAGGAAUCUGCUCCCAUCCGUACCAAGGAGAGAGCACCAAAUGGCAGGCUCUGUGCCUAGUUUGGGGCAGGAGUCGAUGUGAACAUGGAGAGGACGGUUUUAGUGAAUGUAAAACGAUUACUUCUGCAGUUUCCAGUUUUAACUGCUUUAAGACAAUUUAAAUAAAUUUGCUUAUAAAAUAUC
Messenger RNA from Thamnophis sirtalis, 2325 nucleotides. RefSeq names its product phosphatidylinositol transfer protein beta (gene PITPNB). Gene Ontology annotation, cellular component: cytoplasm. Gene Ontology annotation, molecular function: phosphatidylinositol binding; phosphatidylinositol transfer activity; phosphatidylcholine binding. Gene Ontology annotation, biological process: phospholipid transport. The record is from RefSeq and is a predicted model, not a curated record. NCBI's taxonomy places the organism in Eukaryota, Metazoa, Chordata, Lepidosauria, Squamata, Natricidae.